AUGGACGUAGCGAACACGGUCAAGGCUGCGAGGCGUCGCAUCCCUCCGCUGAUGAACGGCGCCACGCGGGCCACAGCUCACCUCUCCGACACAAAGUCAAUUGUUACGAUUGUAAUACGUAAAGGGUCCUCCAGCGAGAACAAUCCGGGCAAUAGCUCCUUCAGCGAGAACAAUCCGGGCAAUAGCUCCUUCAGCGAGAACAAUCCGGGCAAUAGCUCCUUCAGCGAGAACAAUCAGGGCAAUAGCUCCUUCAGCGAGAACAAUCAGGGCAAUAGCUCCUUCAGCGAGAACAAUCAGGGCAAUAGCUCCUUCAGCGAGAACAAUCAGGGCAAUAGCUCCUUCAGCGAGAACAAUCCGGGCAAUAGCUCCUUCAGCGAGAACAAUCAGGGCAAUAGCUCCUUCAGCGAGAACAAUCAGGGCAAUAGCUCCUUCAGCGAGAACAAUCAGGGCAAUAGCUCCUUCAGCGAGAACAAUCAGGGCAAUAGCUCCUUCAGCGAGAACAAUCAGGGCAAUAGCUCCUUCAGCGAGAACAAUCAGGGCAAUAGCUCCUUCAGCGAGAACAUUCCGGGCAAUAGCUCCUUCAGCGAGAACAAUCAGGGCAAUAGCUCCUUCAGCGAGAACAAUCAGGGCAAUAGCUCCUUCAGCGAGAACAAUCAGGGCAAUAGCUCCUUCAGCGAGAACAUUCCGGGCAAUAGCUCCUUCAGCGAGAACAAUCAGGGCAAUAGCUCCUUCAGCGAGAACAAUCAGGGCAAUAGCUCCUUCAGCAUGAACAGUCAGGGCAAUGGGUCCUACGAUAACAAUCAGACAACAACGACAACAGAGAGCAACGACAACAGAGAGCAACGACAACAGAGAGCAACGACAACAGAGAGCAACGACAACAGAGAGCAACGACAACAGACAACAACGACAACAGAGAGCAACGACAACAGAGAGCAACGACAACAGAGAGCAACGACAACAGAGAGCAACGACAACAGAGAGCAACGACAACAGAGAGCAACGACAACAGAGAGCAACGACAACAGACAACAACGACAACAGAGAGCAACGACAACAGAGAGCAACGACAACAGAGAGCAACGACAACAGAGAGCAACGACAACAGAGAGCAACGACAACAGAGAGCAACGACAACAGAGAACAACGACAACAGAGAGCAACGACAACAGAGAGCAACGACAACAGAGAGCAACGACAACAGAGAGCAACGACAACAGACAACAACGACAACAGAGAGCAACGACAACAGAGAGCAACGACAACAGACAACAACGACAACAGACAACAACGACAACAGAGAGCAACGACAACAGAGAGCAACGACAACAGAGAGCAACGACAACAGAGAGCAACGACAACAGAGAGCAACGACAACAGACAACAACGACAACAGAGAGCAACGACAACAGAGAGCAACGACAACAGAGAGCAACGACAACAGAGAGCAACGACAACAGAGAGCAACGACAACAGAGAGCAACGACAACAGACAACAACGACAACAGAGAGCAACGACAACAGAGAGCAACGACAACAGAGAACAACGACAACAGAGAGCAACGACAACAGAGAGCAACGACAACAGAGAGCAACGACAACAGAGAGCAACGACAACAGAGAGCAACGACAACAGAGAGCAACGACAACAGAGAACAACGACAACAGAGAGCAACGACAACAGAGAACAACGACAACAGAGAGCAACGACAACAGACAACAACGACAACAGAGAGCAACGACAACAGAGAGCAACGACAUCAGAGAGCAACGACAACAGACAACAACGACAACAGAGAGCAACGACAACAGAGAACAACGACAACAGAGAGCAACGACAACAGAGAGCAACGACAACAGAGAACAACGACAACAGAGAGCAACGACAACAGAGAGCAACGACAACAGACAACAACGACAACAGAGAGCAACGACAACAGAGAGCAACGACAACAGACAACAACGACAACAGAGAGCAACGACAACAGAGAGCAACGACAACAGAGAGCAACGACAACAGACAACAACGACAACAGAGAGCAACGACAACAGAGAACAACGACAAUAGAGAGCAACGACAAUAGAGAGCAACGACAACAGAGAGCAACGACAACAGAGAACAACGACAACAGAGAGCAACGACAACAGAGAACAACGACAACAGAGAACAACGACAAUAGAGAAGAGCAACGACAACAGAGAACAACGACAACAGGGAGCAACGACAACAGAGAACAACGACAACAGAGAGCAACGACAACAGACAACAACGACAACAGAGAGCAACGACAACAGAGAACAACGACAACAGAGAGCAACGACAACAGAGAACAACGACAACAGAGCAACGACAACAGAGAACAACGACAACAGAGAGCAACGACAACAGAGAGCAACGACAACAGAGAGCAACGACAACAGACAACAACGACAGCAGAGAGCAACGACAACAGAGAACAACGACAACAGAGAGCAACGACAACAGACAACAACGACAGCAGAGAGCAACGACAACAGAGAACAACGACAACAGAGAGCAACGACAAUAAAGCAACGACAAUAGAGAGCAACGACAAUAGAGAGCAACGACAAUAG
Messenger RNA from Procambarus clarkii (red swamp crayfish), 2595 nucleotides. The record is from RefSeq and is a predicted model, not a curated record. NCBI's taxonomy places the organism in Eukaryota, Metazoa, Arthropoda, Malacostraca, Decapoda, Cambaridae.